UCUGUGCCGGCCGCUUUGCCAAUACCACCAGUACUAUUACUAAAUAUAUAUUUCAGUUUUCACGAGGUUUCCAGGCUCUGGUGCACUACGAUCAGAUCGCUUGAUUUCAUAGUCUAAUUUGGCUAUGGCGGGAACGUCGACGAUGGCGCCGUGGUCCGACCUCCCGUCUGAUCUGCUGGGCCUCGUCAUCGCCCGCCUGCCCUUCCCCGCCGACCGCGCGCGCUUCCGCGCUGUGUGCCGCGCCUGGCACUCCGCCCUGCGCCGCCACGUCGCCGCCCCGCCGCAGCUCCCGUGGAUCGUGCUCCCGGAAGGCACCUUCGUCACGGUCUCCGACGGCGGCGUCCACCGCAUGGCUUUCCCCGAGAGCAACACCGUCUGCAUUGGCUCCACCGACGGCUGGCUCGCCCUCCACCGCACCGACAACGAUGACGAUGACAGCGUCGAUGGCGCCAGGACGACGAAGACGAGGCACACGUUCCUCCUGCACAACCCUUUCACCGGCGCCACCGUGCCGCUCGCCGAGCUGGGCGACAUCCUCGACGACGACUUCUUUGAGGAGUUCAGAGUCUGCAAGGUGAUCAUCCGGUCCCACCCCAAUGGCGGCGGUCACCUCGUCGCCGUCAUGACCAACCACUGGGACUGCCCUUUGAUCCUGUGCCAGCCAGGGAAGGGCAUCUGGACGCCUGAUUCUUGCACGAUGCCAUUCGUCCGUGUCGUCGACAUUGCCUUCUUCGCGGACAAGCUUUAUCUAAUUACAAAAGCCGAGGACCUCUUCGCCGUCGACCUCGCCGACGACAAAGACGGCAAGCCCACCGUCACCAGCGUCGAGCGCAUCAUCAGACAACCGAGAAGCCCUGAUGGCGUAAUCGACGCGUUUAGGUGGAGCGACGAUGAAGACGACGACGACGGCGACGCACAAGACAAUGACGGUGACGCAUCGACCAACGACCAUGAUGAGUCAUUAAACCAAGAGGGAGACAGCGAGAACGAUAGCGAAAUUGAGCCCGUCGGUGAUGAUGGCAUCGACGACGUCGGCCAUCAGUGGCAGUACCUCACCGGUGAGGAUCUCAUUUGGAAGACUACAAAGUACGAGUUAGAGGGGGACGACUACGCAGUUAACGGUAGCUGGCACCUCCUGGAGUCGUCUGGCCGGUUGCUCAUGGUGAGACGGGAGUGUUUAAUCGCGGCCUUCGUCAAGGACGCCGACCACACCCGCAGCGUGGAUGUCUCUAAGGCCGACAUGGACGCCGGCACAUGGGUUCCGGUCACCGGCGGCGGUCUAGGUGGCCAAGCAAUCUUCCUCAGUGAACUCUUCAACAAGUCCAUGCCUGCUCCCGCACACGGCGAGGUUUUAGAGGACACGAUGUAUUUCGUCGACACACCGGACGUGUGGGACUUGAAAUCCGGUACUAGGAGGCCGUUUACACGAAGCAUCGGGUUCUUUGAUUUGGACAGAACGUGGGUUUUUCCUCCAGAGUUGAUUGUUUAAUGAAUGUGGAACAACGAAAAGAAAUUUAAU
Messenger RNA from Oryza sativa Japonica Group (Japanese rice), 1519 nucleotides. RefSeq lists its product as uncharacterized. Gene Ontology annotation, molecular function: protein binding. The record is from RefSeq and is a predicted model, not a curated record. NCBI's taxonomy places the organism in Eukaryota, Viridiplantae, Streptophyta, Magnoliopsida, Poales, Poaceae.